This is a messenger RNA of Cryphonectria parasitica EP155, 1074 nucleotides long. RefSeq lists its product as uncharacterized. NCBI's taxonomy places the organism in Eukaryota, Fungi, Ascomycota, Sordariomycetes, Diaporthales, Cryphonectriaceae. The record is from RefSeq and is a predicted model, not a curated record. The coding region runs from base 1 to 1074 and encodes 357 amino acids. The transcript is spliced from 3 exons.
AUGGACGCGGGGAACUUUACCGAGGACGAAAAGCGUUUCGUCCUCGCUGAAUACAUCAAGGCCAGUCAGGUGGAUACUGAGCAGCUUGUAGCUUUCAUUAAGAUGAACCAGCUACAGACAGACUGGUUCUCGAUGCAGCUGCCCGGAGACCUGCCGAGCGUGCCCAACCUCAAGAAGCGCAAGUCGGCAAGCGACCUCCUGACCGAGCAGGCACCCAAACGCAUGGCCUCGAUGGCGCAUAUACCGUACCAUCAACAACAGCAGCAGCAGCAGCAGCAGCAGCAGCAUCAACAACACAGACCGCCGUCCCGACCCCAGGACCAGCAGACCCCGCCCCUGCCACAGCCCUCGCCGUCUCCGCUAGCCCAGCAGCAGCAACCCGGUAGCGGCGGGCUUCCCCCACCGCGCGUGAACCUUAACAUCCAGCCGCGGCCGGCACUCGAGUCGAAGCAGCCGACCACCGAGGGCUACAACGUCUUCCAGUCCAAGACACCUUCCAAUGGGUACGGCGUUUUCCAGUCGAAUCCCACAGGAAGGAAACGGGGCCGGCCCAGCAAGGCCGAGAAGGAAGCACAGGCCCGUGCCAACUCCAGCUCUUGGACGACCACAGGCCCAAUCCCGAUCAGCCCGAAACCAGCGGGCCACCCGCCCACGACUCCCCUUGCCGGACCACCACCACCAGCACCACCACCACCAGCAGCAGCAGCAGCAGCAGCAGCAACAGGAGGAGGAGGGGGCGGCACCCAGUAUCCCGUCCCAUCGCAGGCAUAUAACACAGCGGCGACAUCAGCAACGUCAGCAACAUCAGCAGCAGCGGGAUCUAUGGAUUCUCCGAGGGAUGUAAGAGGGGGAAAUGCAGGCAGCGGGCAAGCUUUGCCGCGCCCUCUGCAGCCACAGAGCUAUGCAGAGCAUCAGGCACCACCGCCAGCGGCGAGCAUGAUGAAAUCGGAGAAAUCGCCAUCAAUCGGAAACCUGGUCACGGCGGAUUCGCCUCCCGAACAGCCCAGAAGUGUGCCAACGCCGAUAGUGGUACCGCAUACUCGAGAUCCCCCGCCCGUGACAAAUUCGGCGUAG